AUGGCCGCCCAAGAUGAGCUCUCAGAAGGCGGCAUGGCUGACCUCGUUCGGGCACUGGAGCUCAUCCACAGCCCUUCGUCGACAAAUGAGCUCCGCAGGCAAGCCCUGACCUUUGUGGAGUCUCAAAAGGAAAGCAAGCUAGCUGCUCGUAAUGGGUUCCUUCUGGCUUCACGGGUAGAAAACGCUUCCUUGGUCCGCUAUUUUGGCUUAACGCUCUUGGAUCAUGUACUGCGUCACACUUCUUUCACCUCCGCAGAUCAGGUGGCUAUCCUCAGAGACUUUGUUCUCAAGCUUGCUGAGUCAAUCCGGCCAGAGGAUCCGGCCUAUUACCGCAACAAGAUCCCGCAGUUAUGGGCAGAGAUUGCCAAGAGAAGCUGGGGCCUAGACUGGUUGGCAAUGGACGAGAUUCUUGUGCAGUUUUGGGGAGCCAGUCUUGUACACAAAGAACUUGUCCUGUCUAUUCUGGAGACAUUGUCAGAAGACAUCUUCUACCGCGAAGACACCGUCUCAUCCUUGCGAGGCACAGAUCUCAACAGAGCAUUAGUGGAGAUCUGCACACCACUGUCAGUCUUUGAGGAGAUCUAUCCAAAGCGCGAGCACCAUGUUGAGCUUCGGUGUGGGAUCGAGGGCUGGCUCGCAAGGACAUGCGAGUUCCUUAUCUACUGUGUUGAGAACCUGCAAGCUUCCACACAGGCCAGAGACGCAGCGCUCAAAGCUCUUGCAACAUUGAAGUCCAUCUUAGUCUGGGCAAUUCCCAAGGCCAUCAUAUCCGCAAAUUGUGUCUCGAGUAUCGCAAGGUCGCUUACCUGCAGCGAUGAGCAGGUGUUGUUGGUAAGGCACCUCGACCUUUCCCAGCAGCACUACACGAGCAAUGCUGAACUAUUCAUCCAGGCUGCAGUCGAAGCACUGCAUGCUCUUUAUAGCAGGUCGAAUUUCGAAAUCGAAGACUUCCAGCCUCUCGUGCACUUGAUGUACGAAACAGAGUACUUGACUCUCCUACAGAAAUUGUACGAGUGGUCCAUCGUUGGACCCGACGACAUCGAUGAUACUAGGUACACGAUUUCGAAAAAACUAUCCGAGAUGCUCUCGUACCUUGCGGGGUUCCUUGAGGAGAAGGGCUUCUCUCUUGAGACCGCACAUGGCAUGAACCUCACUUUCUUUUUCCAUCUCCUAAUCAGUGUCAUUCAGAACCACAGCUUGACCGUGUCGAUACCUGUCCUUCACGUAUGGUGCAAACUACUUGCCUCCGAGAGGAUCGGGAACACCGAUCUGGUAACUGGAUUGAUUCCCCCUUUGCUUAGCAUAUGUACUGAGCGACUGAUCCGCUGGGAAUCACUACCAGCGGACUCUGAUAAUCCUACAGUAGUCUUUCUGAAUGAAGACAUUGAUACAGUGCCAGAACGGCACGCUUUCGUUGGAAACUACAGGAGAUAUUGCUCGUCCAUCAUCGAGACUAUUGUCCAGAAAAGACCACAAGAUGCUAUUCCACAUAUUCUCGCGGGCGUUGAUGCAAACUUGGACAAUCUCUACAAUGGGGUUGAGCCAUUUGAUGUGAAAACGUUCUCCAAGAACUCUCUUUCGUUGAUGCGCGCCGACACUCAAUUCGCUGUUGUGGAAGCUACACUCAAGGGUUAUAACAAAUGGGUUUCAGCUCAUGGCAAAAUGCCCCAACAGGACGAGCAGAAACGAAUAGACUUGGAAAGCGCGCUUGAGACAUGGGCUUUGAGUCUGAUGCAGAGGAACUACGAGGACCCUAUUUUGAAACAGCGCAUCAUCAAGCUUAUCGUUGACAUCUCAUCCAGGGCUCUUGACAAGAAUCCCAGCUUUUCACUUAAAGUCCUUGAGCAUAUUCUCAUGACUCGUCUCCCUGACUUGGUUGAAUACCCGGCUUACUCGGAAGCUGUGAAGGAACUACAUGGGCUGGCCAGCCAUGAACUCCGACGCCUGGCUAUGCGCUAUGCUGACUAUUUCUCUACGUUCUACGAUCUGCUUGAGCCGAAAAUCAAGGAAAUCACCAUGGCCAACCGGGUGGACGACAAACUCCACAUGGAGCAUACCUCAAUCCUCCUAAUUAUCAUGCAACGUGCCAACAACGUCGAUCCAUAUCUGCGUGAAACCCGGCUGAAGUCCUUUCUGGAACCUAUCAGGCAAGCCUGGCAAGAAGAAGAAUUUCGGAGCACAAGCUCCUCAUUCGAAGGCUUCUGUGACAUGCUUGGGCUGCAAAAUGUUGGGCCCUAUAUGCAAAAGAACCAAGCGCAGAAGCUGGAAGACUGGUCCGCGGUCCCGCUGGAUAAUGAGGGGAAGCAGAUUCAGGAAACUAUGACGAGGAAGUUUCAGCAACUACCUCUGAGGGGAACUAAGACCAUGCUCGCAGUCUCUACGGAGAAAUUGAAGAAGACCGAUCUUGCUUAUGAUCUUGCGUGCAAUAUCUGGCACGACAUCGUUCCCAUUAUCUUGCCGGUAUUGUUACAGCUUGUCAGUAAUGCUCAUGCCUUCCACAAUCCGGCGAACUGGGGUGGCCUGCCUGAUGAUAUGCGAGGGGUCGUCGAACGUAUCCUGACCGACCGGUUCUGGCAGGCAGGCAUAUCUACUGGCAGCCGCGACGAGUUCUAUGCGAAGAUCACUGCGUCGCGGUCUUCGCUCGAAGGGUUCGCUUCCUCCGUUCGAGGUAAGGUUCGGGCUGUCCGAGAAUCCUGCUACUCAAUGCUGUUCAGCAUGAGCAGACUGAGAGAGCAUUUCUAUGGGUUUGCAGAACUUCCAGGACCUCUGUCGCAAGCUCUCUUUAAGGACUCACCACAUUUAUCCUCUCACCAAUUCUCUGUUCUCCUCAAUAUUUCCAGGUGCUUGAUCGAUGAUUGCCCUGUCCGUUUCCGAGCACAGUUCCUUCCUCCUAUGUUGGCAACGCUCUUCACCAACAUUGACAGGAAAGUCACAGCGGAAUGGGACCUUAUCGAGCAACGCAAAGAGGGACUUGCGGACGGGGAUUUGACUGACGAAAUGAAGUCAGAAAGUAUCCUCCGCCAGUUGACUUAUUCUGCGGUGCUCAUGGUAGCAAGUCUUUUGGAUCCGCAGAGAGGUGAUCCGGACGACGAGCCCGCUGAGCCUAGCGCGCCGCAACCACCUCCAGCACUUUCCGACUCGAUUCGGCACUUUGUUCUUUCUUCGCCGGAAGUAUUCGAACCCGUCAUGCUCUUCUGUACACAUGCUCUUCGCAUGCGGGAUACGAGAUGCUGUAGCAUCAUCACUCGUGUUAUUCGGUCGAUCUUGCAGGACUUCGCGCCUCCAAAUCACAGCCCAACUGUAGUCACCAUCCGCGAGUUCAUUUCCUCGGAAGUUCUCAAGGCCUGCAUUACAUCUGUGCAUGAGCCUUACUUUGUUGACAUGCAGAAAGACUUAGCCCAGCUGAUCGCGUCAAUUUGGGUUCUCUAUGGCUCGAGUAGCCCAACACCACGCUCGGUGAUCCUCAGCCUUCCUGGAAUGGAUGAACAACGGGUGGCAAGUACGGAAGCCGCGCUUCUACGAUCCACGGCAGCACGGCAGCAACGUGCGCUCGUGCUAGACCUUCUUGAAGGCCUCAGGGGCGUGAGUAUUGCCGAGCAAGGCAAGAUCUUGGGCUCCCGGGAAGAACGCCGCAAGGCACGCAGUGCCUUGCAAGAGAGAUACAUGAGCAACGAGAUGGAAGGCCAACAAAUCAGCAAAGUUGACAUCAAUGACGGGCCUGAUUUGGGUGGUGUUGCCGACAUGUUUGGUUAG
Molecule: messenger RNA, 3753 nt
Organism: Aspergillus fischeri NRRL 181
Lineage: Eukaryota; Fungi; Ascomycota; Eurotiomycetes; Eurotiales; Aspergillaceae
Product: karyopherin MSN5
Exons: 10
Coding region: 1-3753 (1250 amino acids)
Biological process (GO): protein export from nucleus; RNA export from nucleus
Cellular component (GO): cytoplasm; nucleus; RNA nuclear export complex
Molecular function (GO): RNA binding; nuclear export signal receptor activity
Source: RefSeq, a predicted model, not a curated record